AUGCAUUCUGAACAUGUCCAUAAGUCUGAAGAAUUUUUUAAAAGAAAAUUAGAAGAGUUUGAUAACCAAACGAAAUCGUUAAAAAAACUUGUUUCUGUCUCUUCAAAUGCUUUACUAGCAUCGUACAAAGUUUCUUACAGGAUUGCAAAAUGCAAGAAACCGCACAAUAUCGGAGAAACUCUAGUUUUGCCAGCAGCUAUCGAUAUGGUUGAAGCAAUGUUUGGCGAAUCCUAUGCAAAACAAUUACAGCAAAUACCGCUUGCUGAUAACACAGUCGCUAGAAGAAUUGAUGACAUAUCUGAAGAUCUUUGUGAUCAGUUGGUUUCUCGACUACAAAAUAACAUAGAAUGGAUCAAUUGUGUUGGACUUUGUACAGACGGAGCACAGUCAAUGUCAGGAAAUAAAUCUGGUCUUCAAGCUCUUGUAAAAAACAGAGCACCAGAAAUUAUCUGGACGCACUGCAUGCUGCACAGAUCAGCACUUGUCUCAAAGAAUAUGAGUCCAGAACUGAACGAUAUUUUUGCGCAAAUUACAAAAGUUAUAAACUACAUAAAACACAGUCCUUUAAGAGCUAAGCUUUUUGCAAAGCUGUGUGAAGAUAUGGAUUCAAAAUAUACAUCGCUUUUAUACUAUUGUGAGGUACGCUGGCUAUCUCGUGCAAAAGUGAUUAGAAGGGUGUUUGAACUCAAAGAUCAAGUUGCAGAUUUUCUUGAUGAAAAUGAUAUUGAAGAUGCAAAGCCAAUUUGA
Octopus sinensis (East Asian common octopus) is the source of this 747-nucleotide messenger RNA. RefSeq names its product protein FAM200A-like. The transcript has 3 exons. Lineage: Eukaryota; Metazoa; Mollusca; Cephalopoda; Octopoda; Octopodidae. Bases 1 to 747 code for a protein of 248 amino acids. The record is from RefSeq and is a predicted model, not a curated record.